UGUGGCUAUUUUCGCUCCGUGCGCUGAGAUGCCUGAUAUAUGAGAUCCUUCGCUCCUGAUCCAGAUCCAGAUCCUGAUCCGGAUACCGUCGCACACGGCAGGGCCUCUGCGAAUUUCCACGGAAACACAAGGCACUGGGAAAACGAAAUACGUGGACCGGCCCAGCCUGAGGUGCAGUCACUCUGAAAGCAGGACGUGCGCAGGAGAGAGAGAAUCAGCGUGAAACUUUAGGACCCAGUCCCUGAAGAACAAACCGCCGGGAGAACCCCAGAGACCACCUACCUCUCAGAUCCACCGCCCAGCCCAGCCCAGCCCAGCCCAGCCCAGCCCGCCCGUCGCCAUGGAGACGCCGUCGCAGAAGCGUAGCGCCCGCAGUGGCCACACGCCUCUCUCCCCCACGCGCAUCACCCGCCUGCAGGAGAAGGAGGACCUGGUCAACCUCAACGACCGCCUGGCCGUCUACAUCGACAAGGUGCGCUCGCUGGAGUCGGAGAACGCCGGGCUGCGUCUGCGCAUCAGCGAGUCGGAGAGCGAGGUCGGCCGCGAGCUCUCCGGCUUCAAGGCCGCGUACGAGACCGAGCUCGCCGACGCCCGCAAGACGCUGGACUCCGUGGCCAAGGAGCGCGCUCGCCUGCAGCUGGAGCUCAGCAAGGUGCGCGAGGAGUACAAGGAGCUGAAGGCCAGGAACGGUAAGAAGGAGUCGGAUCUGACGGCCGCCCUGGCUCGGCUGAAGGACCUGGAGGCCCUGCUCAACUCCAAGGACGCCUCGCUGGCCACCGCCCUCAGCGAGAAGCGCAGCCUGGAGGUCGAGGUUCGCGACCUCAAGGCCCAGCUGGCCAAGCUGGACGGCGCUCUGGCCGACAUUAAGAAGCAGCUGCAGGAGGAGAUGCUCAGGCGCGUGGACGCGGAGAACCGCAUCCAGACCCUGAAGGAGGAGCUGGAGUUCCAGAAGAACAUCUACGCCGAGGAGUUGCGUGAGACGAAGCGUCGCCACGUGACGAGCAUAGUGGAGGUGGACAACGGGCAGCGGGUGGACUACGAGAGCAAGCUGGCCGCGGCGCUGAUGGAUAUGCGCGCGCAGCACGAGGAGCAGCUCCGCAUCUACAAGGACGAGAUGGAGAAGACCUUCACCUCCAAGCUGGAGAACGCGCGCCAGUCGGCCGACAGGAACAGCCACCUGGUGGGGGCGGCCCACGAGGAGCUGCAGCAGACCCGGGUUCGGCUGGAGGGCAUGUCGGCCCAGCUCAGCCAGCUGCAGAAGCAGCUGGCCGCGCGCGACGCUAAGAUCCGGGACCUGGAGGAGGCCAUGUCGCGGGAGCGGGACGUGUCGCGCAGGAUGAUGGAGGAGAAGGACCGCGAGAUGAGCGAGAUGCGCCAGCGCAUGCAGAGGCAGCUGGACGAGUACCAGGAGCUGCUGGACAUCAAACUGGCCCUGGACAUGGAGAUCUGCGCCUACCGCAAACUGCUGGAGGGAGAGGAGGAGAGACUGCGGCUGUCCCCCAGCCCCCCCCCCACGCGGGUGGCGGUGUGCCGCACCUCAGGCUCCGGCUCAGGCCACGGCCACGCCCACGCGCGCGUGGUCACCAACUCCAGCGGCCACAGCCACGCCUCCUCCUCCUCCAAGAAGCGCCGGCUGAACGACAAUGACAGCGAGGCCUCCAGCACAGCGGGGGGCGCUGUGGCGCGCACCCGCAUCACCCAGCAGGCCUCGGCCAGCGGCCGCAUCACCGUGGACGAGGUGGACCUGGACGGGAAGUACGUCCGGCUCAGCAACAAGGCCGACCAGGACCAGCUGAUGGGGAGCUGGCAGCUGAAGAGGCAGGUGGGGAGCCAGGCCCCCAUCAUCUUCAAGUUCCCCCCGAAAUUCACCCUGAAGGCCGGGCAGACCGUCACGGUUUGGGCAGCUGGGGCGGCCGGAGGCUCCCAUAACCCCCCCUCUGACCUGCAGUGGAAGGGGCAGAACUCCUGGGGCAGUGGAGACAUGUUCCAGACCACCCUGAUCAGCUCCAGUGGAGAUGAAAUGGCGAUGAGGAAGGUUACGCGCAUACUGUUCCAGGAUGAUGACGAUGAUGAUGACAUGGGGGGUCACAGUGCGUGCGGUGACAGUGAGUAUAACCUGCGCAGCCGCACCGUGGUGUGCGGCUCCUGUGGCCAGUCCUCGGAAAAGCCCGGAAGCGGCGUGGUGACCGCCACGUCCCGCUCGUUCCGAAGCUCCGGCGGCGGGCUGCCCGAGGGCCUCAUCUCGCACUCCUACGUGGUGGGGAACGGCGCCCGCCGACAGGCCGGUCCCAGGGCAGAAUCCUGCUCCAUUAUGUGAGCCCUGAGAUGAGGGGGCAAAAUCCCCCCUUCCUGGGGGGCCCAAGAACAGGAAGUCUGUACGACAAAGGAGGGUCGCAACUUCCUGUUUACAUAUGUUUGAUAAUCAGCUCUUACUUUGUACAACUUAUUACACAAGCACACACAUAUAAUAGCUAUAGAUACGUAGAGGGUAGGUUUGCUUAUAUGUGCAUGGUAGUACUUUGAUUUAGUUCAGCUAACCUCAGAGAUGGUUUCUGUAAUGUAAAGCAUUGCAUUGUGGGAGAGAGAGGUAGUGGGCUGGGCGCUGAUGCUCCCAAUCCCCGGUUUGAGGCACCACAAAUUUUUCUAUUCCCUUUAACCUGGCUGUCACCACUGAACACGCACACAGUUCGUAUAAAAUAAAUAAAUAAAUAAAUAAAUAAAUAAAUAAAUAAAUAAAUAAAUAAAUAAAAAAAACUGAGAGGAGACCCCCCCCCUCCCCCCGAGCCCGUAUCUGUCCCCUUUCAAGUCCGACCCUCGAUGUUAGCGGGGGGUCCCACGUGGGGUUUGGUUGGGGCGUCAGUUGGGGUGUCAGUGAGCUGGUUAAAUGCGUGAGCCUUCAUUGAACAGCCUCGCAAAGUUGGAACAAUUUUUCUUUUAGUGCUCAUUUUGUCCACCUAAAAACCCUCCUUGGAGUGUAGUUAGAAUCAUAGGAGAUAUUAAUUUUCCAGAACGCAGCAACCGUUUUCCUCUUUGGAAUUAGAGAUCUAAAAAAGCACGUCUGCGAUCCCAGCUGGAAUUAUUCCUCGGCGACCUCGGAAACAGCUGCGCUGGGAAAAAUAGCCAUCAAAGGGAGAGAGAUUCUCAAGAUCUCGUUAAUUUUUAAAGAGAGCAGCCAUUUUGUGUCUGUGUAAAAAUGAUUGCUUUUGCCCCUUGUCCUUUUUUGGUUGUUAGCACCAAAGCUAGCUUUGCGAAAGUGAACCAACAGCAUUUUCAGCAUGUCUUGAUCUUCGUCUGUCAUCUUUGGACACCAUUUAACCAUCAGCGAGUGGUUACUGUGGAACAGUGUGACAUCUUACUGAUUCUAUAAAAAAGUAAAGCUCUGAAAUGUAGAUUCAUAUUCUAUGAGUUCAGUUUAGAAAUCUCAACAAAAUUGGGCUAAUUAAAUCUAUGUGGUUCUCUGUAGGCCUUGGUAUGUAAUCAUGCAACCGAUCUAUGCAACAUGAAGUGUGGGUUGCGGUCAUACAGUCAGGGACUGAUUGAUUGCGGAGGGCUUGGUUAAUGUAUUCUGAAAGACGUUUACGGGGAAGUUCUUUUGGGGGGUUGGGGGGGGGGGAGAUUUUGUUUAAUGAUUGAUUUGUGGGGAUUUAAUUUGAAUGAUGGGUUAAGUGGGAGUCGUGAUUGGUCAUCUGAAGUACUCAGUUCAGUUAGCUGCUCUUUUGGACGGGUUGCAUUUGCUGAAGUAGACACUAACCCCUAUAGCUUGAACAAUCACAUUUUCUAACAUUUUUUUUCCACCUUUUUAUAACUAUGUACAGCUCAUACCAAAGUGUCUUAAAUUGAGAUUUUCUCCCGACAACUACUUAUUUCGCAUUUUCAGUCGGGUGAUAUUUUCUUUGUAGGAGUUAGGAUUUUUGACUAGGGCUCGCAGUAAAUGUAAUUGUUAAAAGAUUAUAUUUUCAAAAGCAGCCAUAUAUACUUUAGAAGCAAGUAAGUUUAGUUUUGGAAAAAAAAUGGCAGCUAUGCAAAUAUUUUACAAGUGUUUGAGAUGGGUGGCCAGUGUCUGAAUAUAACAACACGUAUACAUUUACAACAAUGUUUUAUGUCACACACUGGCAGAGAUCAAAGUGUAAUUCGAUUUCGAUAAUGAAUUGGAUUCAUUCGAUUACAUUUCCCAUCUCGGAAUUCAGCAUUAUGUAAUGAGUGACUAUAUCCUGCUUUGACUUUGAGACUUUAUUGUAUUUACAGUUGAUAAAUAUUACUCCAAAGCGCAUUUGUUUAUGCCAGUUAACCUGGCAUACAGUGGGUAUUCCGCUGUAGCUGUCAAUAAGCCACAGAUUCAACUACAUCCACCGCCUUUGCUAUGUCAGUCAGGUUUAAUAAAGGCCUUAUCUUUAUAGUAAUCCGACACUAUCCAUUACAACGGACAUUUUGAAACAAAACAAAAAAAGGUUGGGCAUAUUCAUUUUUACGACAACAGCAAUAUAUUUUUUAAAGUAAGCAUUCCAGUAUACUUUGAAAUGCAGAAAUGUACUGUAUUUCGCUUGUAUCGUAGGCUACUGAAUGACAUGUCUUCUUGCUUCGAGUGCCUUAAUGCUAUCAUACCUGCACGCCUUAUCAAAGACAUUCAUUAGCUGAACUACAAACAAUUCAAUAAAUGGCAUAGCAUGCUUUUUACACCGUUACCGUAUCAUAAUCAUGUCUCCCUGUUUUGGCUGCAAAGAUUUCUAUAGAACUAUAUUUUUGUAAAAAUGAUAAAGGGAAACCAAUGUCUGUGUGUGUUUUGACGGGUGCUGUUAAUUGAUAUUUUCUGAUGUAAAACACUAAAGCCUCAAAUGGGUCAGCUUAAUUACUUUUGUACCUGAAUAAAAAUAAUUUGUAUUGGCUCAUUGUUUUCUGCUAAGAACUAAUAGCUGGAGUAAUACUUUUUUUUAUAACUGUAAUGUUUUUUUCUAAAUAAACUUUCACCCCCACAA
This is a messenger RNA of Conger conger (European conger), 4973 nucleotides long. RefSeq names its product lamin-A-like. The coding region runs from base 341 to 2317 and encodes 658 amino acids. The transcript has 14 exons. Lineage: Eukaryota; Metazoa; Chordata; Actinopteri; Anguilliformes; Congridae. The record is from RefSeq and is a predicted model, not a curated record.